UUUCCGAACAAGUCCAUCCGGAAUGUGAAAGUGGGAAAGCUAGAUUGUGAUGCAUCUUAUGGAAAUGAAUUGAUCAUUAAUGAACAUCAGAUUGAAUGGCACAGAGGUUUCAAUCAGGUUCUUCCAGUUUCUCUAUGUAACGAAUACUGUCAGCCUGGAUAUUGGAAGAGAAAAUCUGAACAGAAAAGCUUCUGCUGCUAUGAUUGUGUUCCAUGUCCUCAGGGGAAGAUUUCAACCAAGAUAGACACAGAAGAUUGUUUCAAAUGUCCUGAAGAUCAGUAUCCAAGCAUGAAGCAAGAUCGAUGCCUUAACAAAACAACAAGUUUCCUAUCCUUUGAAGAACCUUUAGGAAUGAGUCUGGCUUCAGCUGCUGUUUUCUUUUCCCUCAUGACAACCAGUGUGCUUGGAAUUUUCCUUAAGCGUAGAGAUACCCCUAUCGUCAAGGCCAACAACUGGGAUCUCACUUACACACUCUUGAUUGCACUUCUGCUCUGCUUUCUCUCUUCCUUGUUAUUCCUUGGUGAGCCAGGGAAGAUAACUUGCCUUCUCCGGCAACCAGCAUUUGGCAUUAUCUUCUCACUUGCGGUUUCUUGUGUGUUAGCUAAAACUAUUACUGUAGUUAUAGCUUUCAUGGCUACUAAACCAGGUUCUUCAAUAAGAAAAUGGGUGGGGAAAAGAUUGGCUCUUUCCAUUGUCCUUUCUUGUUCUUUUCUUCAAGCAGGUCUUUGCAUUCUGUGGCUGGCAACAACUCCUCCAUACCCUGAGUUAAACAUGCACUUUCUUUUGGAAACCAUGAUUUUGCAAUGCAAUGAAGGUUCUAUCUUCAUAUUUUAUUGUGUCUUGAGCUACCUGGGUCUCUUGGCUAUUGCCAGCUUCAUUGUGGCUUUCCUUGCCCGUAAUUUACCUGACAGUUUUAAUGAAGCCAAGUUCAUUACCUUUAGUAUGUUGGCCUUCUGCAGUGUGUGGAUCUCCUUUGUUCCAACCUAUCUGAGCACCAGAGGAAAAGCCAUGGUGGCUGUGGAGAUCUUUUCCAUCUUGUCCUCCAGUGCUGGGUUAUUGGGAUGUAUCUUUUUCCCAAAAUGCUUCAUCAUCGUAUUGAGGCCAGAACUAAAUAGCAGGCACCAACUAAUCAAACGAAACAAUUAA
Molecule: messenger RNA, 1146 nt
Organism: Crotalus tigris (Tiger rattlesnake)
Lineage: Eukaryota; Metazoa; Chordata; Lepidosauria; Squamata; Viperidae
Product: vomeronasal type-2 receptor 26-like
Exons: 3
Biological process (GO): G protein-coupled receptor signaling pathway
Cellular component (GO): membrane
Molecular function (GO): G protein-coupled receptor activity
Source: RefSeq, a predicted model, not a curated record